AUGCCGCUCGAAUCAUGUAUGAUAGUAAUGGAUAACUCCGACUACACCCAAAAUGGAGACUACUCGCCGACGAGGUUUGGAGCACAGUCACAGGCCAUCAUGUCGGUCUUUACCGCCAAGACGGAUGGGAAUCCAGAGUCCUCGGUUGGGCUCUUGACGAUGGCGGGGAAGAGCCCCACCCUCCUCGUCACACCCACCAACGACAUUGGCAAGCUCCUCUCCUCGAUGACCCGCGCCCAAAUCGGGGGUUCCGCCGACCUGACCACCGCCGUCCAGAUCGCCCAGCUCGCCCUGAAGCACCGCGAGAAUAAGAAUGCACGGCAGCGCGUCGUCGUUUUCGCCGGUUCGGACAUACACGAGGCCGAAGAAGACCUGGUCAAGCUCGGUAAAAAGCUUCGGAAGAAUAACGUCCUGAUUGAUGUUUGUCUCUUUGGGGAGGAAGGGAUGGCGUGUGAGGAGAAGGUGGGCAAGUUGAUUGAGGCCGCAGGGGGCGGGGAGUGUCACCUGGUGGUAAUCCCUCCUGGUCCUCAUCUUCUUUCGGACGUCAUCCAGACUUCGCCAAUACUGUACGAUGGCGCGGCGCAGCCUAAUGGGGAUGGUGUGGAAGGCGGGGAGGGUAUGGACGGGAUGGCGAUUGACCCAAAUAUGGAUCCAGAGCUGGCCAUGGCGAUCCGUAUGUCCCUACAAGACGCCGCCGACGCCGCCGCGCGCCAAGCCGCAGCCGCCGCCCCCGCCUCUGCAUCCGCAUCCUCCUCCAGCGUCCCCAUCACCGCGGAUCAACCACCCCACCGCAUUCCUGACAACUGGGUCGCACCGACCGUCGCGCAGCCCGACGUCCCCCUUCACCCACCCACAGCAGGCGCCACUCUCCCGCCUACCAUCACCUCUUCGCUUCGGAACCAGCUUGUGCCAGAGGCGGGCGCAUCAGGCGACGCGGAUGCGGCGAUGGCGGGUGAGGAGGAAGACGAGGAUGAGGAAGAGCAAUUACGAAGGGCGAUGGCGUUGAGUCAAGGAGGGGAUGUGGAGAUGGCUCCUGCAGGCGGGGAGGAAGAGGAGGAAGACGAGGAUGAGGAUGCGGCGAUGGCCAGAGCUAUUGCGAUGAGUAUGGAGGAUCAGGGGGAUGGGAAGGAGGGGGAGAAGAAGUAG
Messenger RNA from Dioszegia hungarica, 1146 nucleotides. RefSeq lists its product as uncharacterized. Gene Ontology annotation, molecular function: polyubiquitin modification-dependent protein binding. Bases 1 to 1146 code for a protein of 381 amino acids. NCBI's taxonomy places the organism in Eukaryota, Fungi, Basidiomycota, Tremellomycetes, Tremellales, Bulleribasidiaceae. Gene Ontology annotation, biological process: proteasome-mediated ubiquitin-dependent protein catabolic process. The transcript is spliced from 5 exons. Gene Ontology annotation, cellular component: cytosol; proteasome regulatory particle, base subcomplex; nucleus. The record is from RefSeq and is a predicted model, not a curated record.